GGCCCCUCCAUGCCCGGCGAGCCCCCCCCGCGCUCCGCCAGGCCCGCGGCCCGGCCCGGCCCGGCCCCGGAGUGCGGGCCGGAGGCUCCGCGCCCCCGCCGCGGSGUUGGACUCGGCUCUGCGCGGCGAUAAUGGGUUUUUGGGGUGCGGGUUUUUAGGGUGCGGGGAYUCCCUUUCUAGGGCAGACGAGGGCCGAGGCUUGCGCGGCCUCGGGUCACCCCGGCGCGGGGUGCGGCUGCCGGCAGGAGUUGCUKGGAACAACAAGGACAGUGGAAAGCAGCGGGGUGCGGUGCAGGACCCCGGGUCCCCACGCAGAACACGGACGGCGCUCCCCGGGGGCCGCUGGCGCUCACGGAACUGCAGUAUCAGGGCGGGGGGUGGUCGCGUUUUGUAGGCUGUGGAAAUUUGGAAAUAAUUUGGCGUUAAAACCCAAGCCCUGCCUAGACGAAUUUUCCCAUCCUUGUCAUAGAAGUUAAUAAGUUUGUUUUUUUUUAUUUUUUAGGAGAGAGUUGCAGUUGAUCCGUGAAAGAUCCAUCCUAAAGUUUUCGAGGCAUUAGAAAUUACAUACCGUGGGUAACCUCAUGGAUAUGAGGAGGGGAAGACCUUCAGAAAAGUGUAAUGCCAUUAAAAGACAAAUUACUGGAUGUUUUGCAAGACUGAAUCUUAACUUGCCUGGCUGGCAAUUCAUCCGGCCAUUACCUCAACAUUGUCCCCAGCCACUCUGGUUUCUAAUAGGCCACAAACACCCUGGUGUGAUCAGAAACAGGGUAACUCCCAUGGGUGCUGCUGCCAGGAAGGAAGCCGUGUUUGCUGCUGAUAUUCACAGCUCUUUCUGCUGCCACAGUCAACUGAGGAAGAUGUCUUUCUAUGGCCACCACAAGCAAAUAUUGCCAUCACUAGUCCUUCACUAUCUCCUGGCAAUUACCUGGUCCUUCAUGAAAAAYGUUCUGGCUACAUGGUCUCCAGGGUUUCCAUGCAAGACCAGUGAAGAAUGGGCUCUGACCCACAGAAGGAAAUAUGUCAGGAAUAAUGGAAUCACAGCCUCUGUGCCUAAAAUGGCUCUGAAAAGAAUGUUCUUGAACUCCUCUCACUUGGGGCAAAAAUCAUGGUUUUUGAAAAAGAGAGAGAGAAAAGGGUUGUUGGAACCUCCCAAAGUAGCACUGRUUAUUGCUGUCUGCUGCGACAGAGGUAUAUGGCCAUGCACAAAAUCUCAGUGCAUGAAGCAGAUCCCCAUGAAACUCCCUACAGAAAAGUGAAGACAGCUGAAGUAAUCUGGAAUUCACAAGAUAUUUUAUCCACAGUAUGAAGCAUUAUAUCAUGCUAUGGGCAAGGAACCAACAUUAUGGAAUKAAGCAAAAUCACCACAUAGAAGAGGUGCAGUCAGAACAAAAGGACGUAAGAUGCUCCAAGUUGUGAAGCGAUGUUAUGAGGAGUCAGGCCCUGGCAUUCAUGAUGGACAGGGGAAUGAGACCUACAUGAUUAAUCCUUCUGGUGGGUAGGAGAUCCCAAGACUAUAAAACUGCCCAGAUCUCAAUCAGUGUAUGUGACAAGUGCUUUAUAACCUUGCAUUCCUCUCCAAAGGCACAGUUCAUAGAAUCAUAGAAUGGUUUGGGUUGGAAGAGCCCUUAAAGAUUAUCUAAUUAAUUGCAACUCCCUACCACAGGCAGGGAAUCUUUCACUACACCAGGUUGUCAUUAUUGGUGGCAGGCUGCUCACAAGUACAAGCUUGCCUGUUCUCCAGCCUUCUCUGUUAUCUGCCUCAUUGAAGAUACAGAACUUCAGGACAGUCACCUGCUGGUCCCCUGGCUUCAGCAACUCCCAGUCCUGGCUUUGCUGCAAAACCUGUUCCCAGCAGGCAGUAUCCUCACCAUGGAGCUCGAGCACGACACUGCUGGGGCUUGGUGUGCUGCCUGUCACCAUCCCCUGGGAACUGUGGAGGGGCUUUGACCCAUCCAUCUGCACUUUUCCAAUUACUGCUGGUGUUCAGGAUGCUYCCCGAGAGAGUUGAAGAAAGAACUGUCUUGGUGUUGGCAGGAAGCUUCAUAUAGUUUCUGGGAAGCAAGGCUUGGAAAGGAGCCCAGGCUGUCACAGUGCCCGUGUUUUGGGUAGCAUCUGGCCUGAUGUCUGACAGAACAAAUGGCUGGCCACCAAAACAGGCACGUUACAGCCAACACUAACACAUGCAGACAAAGCCACCGACUCGCUUCAGCCCACGAUGCUUGGGGACAAAAAUGCCAUAUGCACUUGUCCCCAAUUCUAGGGUGAGUUUAGACAACCAAARUUGGGAUGCUCGCUGAACUGCCCGUGCACACAGGCAGCCACAACACUUGGGA
Molecule: messenger RNA, 2333 nt
Organism: Malurus melanocephalus (red-backed fairy wren)
Lineage: Eukaryota; Metazoa; Chordata; Aves; Passeriformes; Maluridae
Exons: 4
Coding region: 582-1256 (224 amino acids)
Source: RefSeq, a predicted model, not a curated record